This is a messenger RNA of Acinonyx jubatus (cheetah), 4126 nucleotides long. It is a transcript of the gene FAM76B, whose product is annotated as family with sequence similarity 76 member B. The record is from RefSeq and is a predicted model, not a curated record. The transcript is spliced from 10 exons. Bases 519 to 1535 code for a protein of 338 amino acids. NCBI's taxonomy places the organism in Eukaryota, Metazoa, Chordata, Mammalia, Carnivora, Felidae.
GAUACAGCUACUGAGGGCUUUGGGCGGGGCGAGUUUGAAGCGGAUUUCGCGCGCUGAUAGCGUCGGGCUGUCAUUGGCCACCAACUUCCUCCCUUUGUGGGAGCUCCCUGCGUACCCGGGGUUAGGGGUUGGGAGGAGCGACCGAGUGACGCAGUAGCCUUCCCAGCCAAUCCGAGAUGGGGAAGGGAGGCCGAGAAGGAAGCGGAUCCGCUGCCGCGCAGCUAAACCGCAUCGAAGUAUCCUCUUCGUCUCCCUCCGCCGCUAUAGGGGCCUAAGCGGGAGCGGCUGGGACGGCGUCACUGAGAGGGCUGGGGGCGGAAGUGGAGGCGGAGGGAGACAGUGUCGACCGCAGGGCCUUGGGAUCUCGCGCCGAGGCUCUGGUGGGCGCGAGGCAGGGGAGGGGGAGGAGGAGGAGCCCGCGGCCCGGGCGGCGGCGGCAGCGGCGGCGCCCGACUUCCCCGUAGGGCCCCGCCUCGGAGCGGGCUGCGGUGGAAGAGAGGAGGAGACUGAGGAGCAGGAUGGCGGCCUCGGCCCUGUAUGCCUGCACCAAGUGUACCCAGCGCUAUCCGUUCGAGGAGCUCUCCCAGGGCCAGCAGCUCUGCAAGGAAUGUCGGAUUGCGCAUCCUAUUGUAAAAUGUACUUACUGCAGAUCAGAAUUUCAACAAGAGAGCAAAACUAAUACAAUAUGUAAGAAGUGUGCUCAAAAUGUGAAGCAAUUUGGCACACCUAAGCCUUGUCAAUACUGUAACAUAAUUGCAGCAUUUAUUGGUACAAAGUGUCAGCGUUGUACAAAUUCAGAAAAAAAAUACGGACCACCUCAGACCUGUGAACAGUGCAAACAACAGUGUGCUUUUGAUCGAAAGGAGGAAGGAAGAAGAAAGGUUGAUGGAAAGUUACUAUGCUGGCUCUGUACUUUAUCAUACAAGAGAGUUUUACAGAAGACAAAAGAACAGAGGAAGAGCCUGGGAUCUUCACAUUCAAACUCAUCUUCUUCAUCUCUUACUGAGAAAGACCAGCAUCAUUCAAAACAUCAUCACCACCAUCAUCACCAUCACCAUCGUCACAGCAGUAGCCAUCACAAAAUCAGCAAUCUGAGUCCAGAACAAGAGCAGGGACUGUGGAAACAGAGCCAUAAAUCCUCUGCAGCAAUUCAGAAUGAAACUCCAAAGAAAAAGCCCAAAUUGGAAUCUAAGCCAUCUAACGGAGAUAGCUCUAUAAAUCAGUCAGCAGAUAGUGGGGGAACAGACAAUUUUGUCCUUAUAAGUCAACUGAAAGAAGAAGUGAUGUCACUUAAACGUCUCUUACAGCAGAGAGACCAGACCAUUUUAGAAAAAGAUAAAAAGCUAACUGAACUAAAGGCGGACUUUCAGUAUCAAGAGUCAAAUUUGAGAACAAAGAUGAACAGUAUGGAAAAAGCUCACAAAGAAACUGUGGAACAACUUCAGGCCAAAAACAGAGAACUACUCAAACAGGUCGCAGCAUUGUCAAAGGGUAAAAAGUUUGACAAAAGUGGAAGCGUACUAACAUCCCCUUGAGAAAGUUUUUCAUGUAGUGUUUCUGCUGAAAAUGUACAUUUGAAAAAAAUUCUGUGAAGCCCUUAAAUUCUGUGUAGUGGAGAAAUAUUUUUGCACACCAAAUGAAUUGGCGUGUUUCCUAUUCACUUUUGUAACUGAUACACAGCAUUUUUUAAGUUGUAAAACGUUCAAAUAAAACUUCAACUGGUUUGAAGUUACUUUUUAAUUAUUUGAUAUCCAGGAACUUUUUUGCCAGCAAUAGUAUUAAACACUUGUAAAGGAGUGCAUGAGUAGUGCUCUUUAUAAAAUGCAACAGGCAAUAAUAGAUUACGGUUUUCAGAAGUCAGAGCAGCAGGGUUUGGGUUGGUUUUGUUUUGUGUUUUACACUAUACUAAUUUCAGAUAAACGUUUUCAAUUUAGAAAUACAAAAACUUUUAAACAAGGAAAAUGGUGAACACUGGUUUUUUGGUAAUUGUGUUUUUACUUUGCAUCAACAUGAACUUAGGAGAAAAUCAUGGUGCUUUUAUUAAAUGAACUUCAGAAUAUAUGUAAAUAUGUUUUUAAAAGUUACAUCAUUAACAUUAGUUAGUAAACUGGUAUUUUCAUUAUUCGUAUAGGAAUUAAUGUUUAUUGUACAGUAUCCAAGGUAAAAUGUGUUCUGUUUUGUACAAACUACUGUAGAUUUUUACUUACAAGUGCCUUUUGCCACCUAAUGUUUUUAUUUAUAGGAAUGCCGAUCUUUUGUACAUACAGUUUGUUUUAAAAUCAUGUUUAAUAAAUGUUUGUAUAUAAAUGCAUAUGUACAGAAGCCUAUUUCAAAAGGAAAUCAAAGUUGUUAGUAAAAUGUUUGAGUUUGCAUUAAGAACUGAUAAUGCAUAUAGACUCUAGAUGAUUUUGUGGUUUGUGUGUGAUAUGAGAAGCUGUUGGUCACUGAAUUCAUUGAAUUAUGUAAAAAUACUUCCCAAAGAUUUAAUUUUAAAUCGUUUCUGAUAGAGUAAUUUUAUUUUUUAUGUCCUAUGGCUUCAUGUUCAUAUUUUGUGAGUUACAUAUUUUGCUUUCUUUUUGUUUUAUAAAAGUUUUUUAAAAAUUUAUAAUUUUUCUGCAGUGGUCCAUAUAUCUGCUUUCCCUAUAAUAUGUGGUUAUCUAAGUUAAUAUUUAUGUACACCGUACUUGAUUUGUAAGUUUAAAGCAAAUCUGGAAAAAUUUAAAUAACUUAAAUCAAUCCAUGAUUAUCUUUGAAUAAAUUGGAAUCUACUGUAAGAUACAGGCACUAUUUAUAAAAAAAUUAUAUCAGAGUCUUUAAAAUUGUCUAUUAAAGGUUAAGGUAGGUUGGGAUAGGUUAUGUAAAGUUAUUGACUAAUUAUUUUCUGAUCCGGUGGUUUCCAGUCUUUAAUGGAAUUGAUCUCCUCCUUAAUAAAUGCCAGUUCAGACGUUUAGUUCAAUUUUAAAGCAUCAGGCAUUGCUAGAUCUACUGUAUAGAGUGGAAGAGAGUGCCUUCUCUUAGGAAUUUAUGGGCAAGGCUAAAUUUGUUUUAAUUAAACUGUUAUUAAAUUUAUUAGUUUUAAGUUGUUUUUAAACAAACAAUGAUUAUGAAUGUCACAUCAAAGAUCAUCUUUCCUCAGAACACAGGAUGAUUAUAAUUGUUUUUAAGAUAACUGGUGUUUUAGGAGAUUAUUCCUAUAGCUUGUCAUUAUACAUUGAUACCAGAUAAUUCUUUGUCCAAUUUGAAAACAUGUAAUCUAGGGUAAUUUUGAAGUAAUAGCAAAAAGAUUGAAUCAGUCGGACUUGGAAAAAUUAAAUCAGUUUAUUUUUAUGAGCUCUUCAUGCAAUAAUCUUCCUAAAUUGAGUACUCUCAACAAUGGUAGGUAAUGCCUUCUUAACACAGAUUUUAAUGUUUGCAGGAUUUGCUAAAUUCGUAAGAUACUCCUUACCUUUCUUUAAAAUUUAUAAUGUUUUAUAUUCUGGUUUCAUAGUCAUUUAUCAGUCCACAGAGGUCAUUAUGAUUUUAAAAAUAAAUUAUGUAAUAGUUCUUAUAACUUGUUGGAGCUGCUACUAAAAAACAAGGUGCCCCUUUCCCCUUUUUUUACAAAACAGAUUAAAAAUUGAAAAUCAGUCUAAAUGAUUAAGCUUUGUAAAUUCCAAGGCUAAAGCCUUUGAGGGGCUUCACAGUAUUUAGUCCUAAUUAAAUACCAUCUCUCUAUUCCAUGACCGUAUUUUAUAACUUAAUUUUUUUUGCAAUUGUAUAAACUAGUAAUUGAGUCCCAGUCCUGGAUCUGUAGUGUAUUGACAUAAUGAGCUGAUACUCUUUAAAUGUGGACCUGUAAGGAGAUACUAUGGUGUGCCGUAUUGUGCUUUUUAGCCCGUUUUCCGCAAUUAAUUAGCAUUUACCAGUGAGGGUCGUUUUGGCCCAAGUUAUUUAUGUAUUAAUAGCCUGUGAAUAUUGCAGUCCUUUUUAGAUUGUAUUGGUCUCAAGAUGCAUUCUGCGGUGAACCUGGUAAGCUGUUCACAUGUAUAGACUAUUGAAAUACUGUACUUGUACACAUCUGACUGUUGACAUUUUGUACUUUUUUCUAAAUCCAAUAUUUCACAAUAAAAACUUGUCAAAAAAGUUU